AUGUCCCAGCCCCUGCUGACCCUUGCUGCAGCGAUUUCGGAAGUGGAAUUAACAGUUAAUUCUUUUCUCUUUUUUUGUGAAUUGCUGGCUGCUGCUGCUGCUGCAGCUCCGGAGUAUCCCGAAGCAGCAGAAAGAACAGCAGCAACCGCGGCAGCAGCAGCAGCAGCAACGGACACAGACGCAGCAGCAACAGACACAGCAGCAGCAGCAGCAGCACCAACAGCAACAGACACAGCAGCAGCAGCAGCAACACCAACGACAACAGACACAGCAGCCGCAGCAGCAGCACCAACAGCAACAGACACAGCAGCCGCAGCAGCAAGACACACAGCACCAGCAGCAGCAGCAGCAGCAGCGGCGAUGUUGGCGCGUUCGGUGAGUCGGCGUUCGUUUUUCCGCAGCGGCUACGGGCGCGUGAGCGCCGCUGCAGCAGCAGAGCGGCGGCUGCAGGUCUUCUUCGUGUCGCUGAUGUUUUUGCUGCCUUCGCUUUACGUCUACUCCGCCGGCAGCCCCAAACUGCUGCAGCUCUGCAUGCAGCGCUUUCGCUGGGUCGAGGUCCCGCCCCAGGCCGACCCCAGCCUGCUGCGCCUCCGGCCUGCUGCGCCCACCGGCGCCUGCGACCGGGCGGACGCAGCCAGCUAA
This is a messenger RNA of Eimeria tenella, 642 nucleotides long. RefSeq lists its product as uncharacterized. The record is from RefSeq and is a predicted model, not a curated record. Lineage: Eukaryota; Apicomplexa; Conoidasida; Eucoccidiorida; Eimeriidae. Bases 1 to 642 code for a protein of 213 amino acids. The transcript is spliced from 2 exons.